AUGGAGUUGUCAGGCUCUACACCAGUUACCAUUGGUCUUGAUCUCAUGCCAAAGCUUGGCAUUGCAGUUACAGGUUUAACCACUACGUGGAAUACACAACCGAAAGAAAAACACGUAACCACCAACAGCGACAUCCCCGAACCUAACAACUCACCUGCAGGUUCCCACGCUGAACGUGACGCAUUCUUUGCCAUUGUACAACCUACAGUGGAUCACAAUGCCCAAAUCUCAAUCAAAGACACUUUUUGCACUGUACCUCAAUCUGUUAUCCAUCUCAAGACCAAGGACGAAGACGCUGUUGUACACAAGCGACAAUACCCAAUUCCUGAAGCAUCCCUAGCACGUGUUCAAGAACAAGUGCAAUCAUGGAUCGAUGAUGUUAUUGUUGAAGAAGCACCUGUAUCCACGGUUUGGAAUAGUCCCAUCACCAUGGCUCCCAAGAAAGACAUGUUUGGUAAUUACACCGACAAGCGUCCAUGUCUUGAUCCCCGCCAUAUCAACAAGCUUCUUGUGGAACCCGAUCGCCAUCCGUUGCCCCUUAUCAACGACAUUUAUGCCGACUUGAAAGGUGCCACAAUUUUUACCACAUUGGACCUCAAGAAUGCUUUCCACAGGUUCGAGAUUUAUGGCCCUGAUAGACCUAAGACAGCUUUCAAGAUUCCUGGUUUCAAGCAACUCAUGUUUCGUGGUUGUCCUUUUGGUCUCAAGCCAAUCUCUUCAACCUUCCAACGUACCAUGGACAUCCUUUUCCAGGAUAUGCCUUUUGUGUCAACCUUUGUGGAUGACAUUAUCAUUUACUCACGCACCAUGGACGAACACGCUAAGCAUGUGGCUACGGUCAUUGACAAGCUUACCAGCGUUAACCUCAUUCUCAAUCCCAAGAAAUGCCACUUUGCACAGGAGUCCGUAUACCUCCUUGGUUUUUGCGUUUCCGCCAAAGGUAAGUCUUUGGAUACACGCAAGGUCGCUAAUGUACAGCAAUGGCCCACACCACAAACUGGCAAGGAUAUUCAACGCUUCCUCGGCGUUAUCAACUACUUCAGGGAGCACAUCCCUAAAGCUGCCGAUCUCAUGGCACCACUUGACAAGCUUCGAAACGAACAUCGUUUGGAUGAUCUUUGGACAUCCCAUACUCAACAAGCUUUUGACAACCUUAAACAGGUUCUUCUUGAUGCACCUGUUCUUUGCCAUCCAGAUCUAUCACAUCCUUUUCAGGUUGCCACUGAUGCAUCAAACACAGGUAUUGGAGCGGUACUUUACCAAGUCAUCGAUGGCCAAACUCGCCACAUUGGUUUCAUGGCUCGUUCUUUAUCCAAAUCUGAACGCAACUAUUCCACCACAAAACGUGAGUUACUCGCCAUCGUAUUCGCUCUCAACAAAUUUCACAAGUAUCUUUGGGGUAACCCAUUCACACUUUACACCGAUCACAAGGCAUUGGUUUACCUUCACACCCAAAAGACAGCUAAUCCCAUGAUGAUUGGUUGGCUUGAAACUAUCUUGGAGUAUCAAUUCACCAUUGUGCAUUUACCUGGACUCGACAACACGUUACCUGAUCAACUCUCACGCCUUUUCCCAACGGCAAAAGAGCUGGCAGGGGACGAUGCUUCGCACUUACAUGGUAAUCAAUACACCUCUCAUGCCAUCGGGGUUACAGGCAACACCGACAAAGUAUACAGCGGCAUUGAUGAUGGCACUGACGACAUGUUUACGCCACCUCAAGAAGAUCGCAAGAAGCUGCUUAUGGAAGCACAUGCUUUAGGACACUUUGGUGCAAAGGCUAUGGUAUCGUAUUUACAUGCUAAUGGCUUACAAUGGAACAACAUGCAUAGGGAAGCACAAAACAUUGUACACAGCUGCCGCCAAUGCCAGCGACACAAUAUUGCCAAAGUGGGUUAUCACCCUCUUCGUCCCAUUCAUGCAUAUCUCCCUGGUGAUCACUGGGCAAUUGACCUUGCCAGCGGCUUUGGAACAAGCAACAGAGGUAACAACUACUUGCUGGUUAUGGUUGAUGUAUGUACAAGAUUUUGCGUUUUACACACACUACCCGACAAGUCAUCCGAUACAGUGGUUCAAGCGGUUGUUAAUACGUUUUGCGAUUAUGGUUUCCCUCGUUAUCUACAAUCCGACAAUGGCACCGAAUUUGUCAACACUCUCAUGCGUAAGUUACAAGAGUCUGCCGGAUUUGAUCAUCGACUUGCAACACCCUAUCAUCCAAGAGCGAAUGGCGUGGCUGAACGAUUCGUCCAAACCACCAUCAAUGUCAUCCGCAAGUGCGUUGAAGGCUCCACCAAAGAUUGGGACUUGUAUGUCAAACCUACACAACUUGCUCUCAACAACAAGGUUGCCAGCCGACAUGGUUCUACACCAUUUGCCCUCAUGUUCAACCGAGCCAUGAAUGGAUUCCGUGACUACAGCAAUGAUGAGAUCCCAAGGCCACUUACAGAAGAUGAGCUUAUGGACCGCAUUGACUUGAUGUCCAAAACGGUAUUUCCUGCCAUAUCGGAAAGGGCACAGGCACUCGCACAAUUAAAAAAGGGUAAGCACGACACCAGGUAUAGGAUUGUACAAUAUCCACCCGGUAGCAAAGUCAUGGUUAAGGAUAUGCUUCGAAGCAAGAAACUCGAUCCACGGUAUGAAGGACCUUACACCGUUGUCAAGGAAACCAAGGGCGGUUCUUAUGUCUUAAGAGAUGAACAAGGACUCCUCGCACCCAGAAAUUAUGCACCAUCACAGCUCAAGCUUGUCUCGGAAGAUGAAUUGGUUGAUGUCAACGAACUUUACGAGCACGAAGGCAAGUAUUACACAAUUCAAGCAAUUGUCGAUCAUCGAGAGCUGGCACCUGGCAAAUACGAAUACCGGGUUAGAUGGCAAGGUUACACCGAGGCUGAUGAUACAUGGGAACCUCCUCAAUCAUUUCACAGCCCAACACCGAUCACACAAUACUGGGACAAACUCACUACCCCUUCACGUGUACAAAACAACACACACGAGCGCGGCAACACAACCACCAUUAUGCGUAACAAGACUUCACCUUCCAAACGACCACGAGCAUCUUCAUCAUCCCAUCGCCAAAGCAAACGCCCUCGACGUCAAGUUAAUUACAGGGUAUAG
This is a messenger RNA of Lichtheimia ornata, 3111 nucleotides long. RefSeq lists its product as uncharacterized. The coding region runs from base 1 to 3111 and encodes 1036 amino acids. NCBI's taxonomy places the organism in Eukaryota, Fungi, Mucoromycota, Mucoromycetes, Mucorales, Lichtheimiaceae. The record is from RefSeq and is a predicted model, not a curated record. Gene Ontology annotation, molecular function: nucleic acid binding. The transcript has a single exon. Gene Ontology annotation, biological process: DNA integration.